Tricharina praecox is the source of this 603-nucleotide messenger RNA. Its product is annotated as RNA polymerase II transcription factor SIII subunit A-domain-containing protein. The annotation marks the transcript as partial. The transcript is spliced from 4 exons. Lineage: Eukaryota; Fungi; Ascomycota; Pezizomycetes; Pezizales; Pyronemataceae. Gene Ontology annotation, cellular component: nucleus; elongin complex. The record is from RefSeq and is a predicted model, not a curated record. Gene Ontology annotation, biological process: transcription elongation by RNA polymerase II.
AGCUUAUACACAUAUGCCAAAAAUGUGCUCAUCAAGUACAUCAACACUAUCGAAGAUGUCGGAGACAUACCCUACCACAUCCUCGAGCCAGUCCUCAAGAAGAUCAGCUCCCCGCAUCAGCUAAAAAAACUGGAAGCAAACUCGCCGCAGAUCGCCGGCGAAGACGAGGACCUCUGGAAGAAGUUCAUCGCCCGCGAUUUCGGCCUGGACGCAGUCGACAAGUGGGUUCCUAAGAACCCUUCGAGCUGGAGCAAAGUCUACGACAAACACCAGAAGGAAGCUUCUGCCGCCCAGGAGCGCGCCGCCCAGCUACUAAAGGCACAGUUCGAGGGUCUCAAUUCGUCCAAGGAGUCCGGCCGCACCCGUCUCGUCGAGGCGAAGUCGCUGCCGCCUCUUCGUCGCCCGAAAACUGGUGGAAGCGGAUGGGGCAAUAGCACUAACUCGUGGAAUCACGCUGCUGGAUCGAAGACCAAGAAUAUCAUCCAGAAGGCCCGCCGCGAAGCAAAGGAAAUCAGUAUCUACUCGGGAUCGAGGAGUCGACUCGCUGCCGACACGUCGACCCUCAGGAGGGGAGGCGUCAGUGAGACCCUCCAGAGGAGGAUC